GAAACAAACAGAUACUUAAACGCAGUGCCUCUCGGUGCAGCCAGAGAGAACUCCCAGCACGCAGACAUCUUCAACCCCCUUGAUUGUAAUCCACGGCUAAGGAUGCCUUCCUAACUCCUCGGAAGAGAAAUCCUAAGUGGCCCUGAGAAGGCUGACAUCUCAACAUUGUUUCCUAGUCCCCUUCUUUUCUUAAGACUUCUCAUUCUCUUCAGGCUGAAGCUCCAAACCGACUUCACCAACUUGACUAGGUGAGACGGUACCUACCUAACAUGCUAAUUCAUGCUAACCGGUUCAAGCUCGUUUUUCUCCUCACACCCAUGGAUACCUUUCUACAAGACCUUCUGCCUCUCCUCCCACGUUGGGUUCGAGUUCUGGAAACAGCUGUGUGCUGAGCAUGGCAUCAGCCCCGAGGGCAUCGUGGAAGAGUUCGCCACCGAAGGCACUGAUCGCAAGGACGUCUUUUUAUACCAGGCAGAUGAUGAGCAUUACAUCCCCCGGGCUGUGCUGCUGGACCUGGAGCCCCGGGUGAUCCACUCCAUCCUCAACUCGUCCUAUGCCAAGCUCUACAACCCAGAGAACAUCUACCUGUCUGAGCACGGAGGAGGAGCUGGCAACAACUGGGCUAGUGGAUUCUCCCAGGGUGAGAAAAUUCAUGAGGACAUCUUUGACAUCAUAGACCGAGAAGCCGAUGGAAGUGACAGUCUAGAGGGCUUUGUGCUGUGCCAUUCCAUUGCUGGAGGGACAGGCUCUGGUCUGGGCUCGUACCUCCUAGAAAGACUGAAUGACAGGUACCCCAAGAAAUUGGUGCAGACAUACUCGGUGUUUCCCAACCAGGACGAGAUGAGCGACGUGGUGGUGCAGCCCUACAACUCCCUCCUCACCCUAAAGCGGCUGACCCAGAAUGCAGACUGUGUGGUGGUGCUGGACAACACAGCCCUGAACCGGAUCGCCACAGACCGCCUGCACAUCCAGAACCCAUCCUUCUCCCAGAUCAACCAGCUGGUGUCCACCAUCAUGUCAGCCAGCACCACCACCCUGCGCUAUCCUGGCUACAUGAACAAUGACCUCAUCGGCCUCAUCGCCUCGCUCAUUCCCACCCCUCGGCUCCACUUCCUCAUGACUGGCUAUACACCUCUCACCACGGACCAGUCAGUGGCCAGUGUGAGGAAGACAACGGUCCUGGAUGUCAUGAGGCGGCUGCUACAGCCCAAGAACGUGAUGGUGUCCACAGGCCGGGAUCGCCAGACCAACCACUGCUACAUCGCCAUCCUCAACAUCAUCCAGGGAGAAGUGGACCCCACCCAGGUCCACAAGAGCCUGCAGAGGAUCCGGGAAAGGAAGUUGGCCAACUUCAUCCCAUGGGGCCCAGCCAGCAUCCAGGUGGCCCUGUCAAGGAAGUCUCCCUACCUGCCAUCAGCCCACCGGGUCAGCGGGCUCAUGAUGGCUAACCACACCAGUAUCUCCUCGCUUUUUGAAAGUUCCUGCCAGCAGUAUGACAAACUAUGGAAGCGGGGGGCCUUCCUUGAGCAGUUCCGCAAGGAGGACAUCUUCAAAGACAACUUCGAGGAGAUGGACAGGUCCAGGGAGGUGGUCCAAGAGCUCAUUGAUGAGUACCAUGCUGCUACACGGCCAGAUUACAUCUCCUGGGGCACCCAGGAGCAGUGAUUAUAGUCUCCCACUAUGCCUGGACCCUCACAACCUUAUCUUGCGUUUCUAGGUGCGUGACCACCGCUGCUCCUAUCUUCUCUUGCAUGCCUAGUUCUUAUUUUGCUUGGUUACUUCUAAUAAAAUAAAGCUUGAUGAUGAA
This is a messenger RNA of Alexandromys fortis (reed vole), 1807 nucleotides long. Its product is annotated as tubulin gamma-2 chain. Gene Ontology annotation, biological process: microtubule nucleation; mitotic sister chromatid segregation; cytoplasmic microtubule organization. The transcript is spliced from 11 exons. NCBI's taxonomy places the organism in Eukaryota, Metazoa, Chordata, Mammalia, Rodentia, Cricetidae. The coding region runs from base 280 to 1665 and encodes 461 amino acids. Gene Ontology annotation, cellular component: microtubule; nucleus; centrosome. Gene Ontology annotation, molecular function: structural constituent of cytoskeleton; GTP binding. The record is from RefSeq and is a predicted model, not a curated record.